Neurospora hispaniola is the source of this 1853-nucleotide messenger RNA. RefSeq lists its product as uncharacterized. The transcript is spliced from 2 exons. The coding region runs from base 460 to 1800 and encodes 446 amino acids. The record is from RefSeq and is a predicted model, not a curated record. Lineage: Eukaryota; Fungi; Ascomycota; Sordariomycetes; Sordariales; Sordariaceae.
ACCGCUUCUUGUUCAAGUACCCACGGCAGCCACAUUCAUAAAUGCCGGGCGUCAUGAACGAUCAAAGGCGCUUCAAACCAGAUCUACCUUUCCCAGUUCGGUCUAUUCACUGCUUCCGGGCAACUGACCAGUCUGUAUGUCACCAGUGGUCUAGACUUGGCUCCACACCCCAAGAAUCACGGGAGGACGAAGAGGUUCUUCGACGUCAAAGCGCUUUCUCCAAGUAUCAAGUACUUCACACCAUCCAGGUAUGGCUUAUACAUACCUACCGAGCCCAGCCUAGUCUUUCUUCCCUCUUCUACUUCCCUUACCCAUCUCUCGCCCCACCUGAUCUUGAACCAUGAGCUCAUAUAAGCCAAGUGUCCCAACCACGAAACUUCUCUUUCGCCCAGUCUACCAUCCAUCCUGCGUGCCGAGGACAACAUCAUCAAUAUCAACCAUCCUUCCGAAUUCAGUAACAUGCAACUCGACGCCUUCGUAUCGAGGACGAGCGGCCUGCUCUCCCGGAUAGCAGCUUCCGCCAACUUCUCCCUCCAGUCUGAUCAGGCCACCUUCAACCGGGCCCUGGUCUCAUGGCUCAAAGACCCCGACUCCAACCUCCCCAGCGGCCACAUCAUUGGCCUCUGCUGCUCCAGUCUUCUGUCUAUCCGGUUCCCAGACGAAUCCAGAGGCAACGACCUCAUCCCCGAGUUCCGCCGCUUCGUACUGGCAGUCUCUCUAGCACACCACGGACGGAGGAACAGCAACAAGAGCAAGCCACGCCAAAAGCACGAGCAUUGCGCGUGCCACGAGUCCCGAUCUCAUCUGAUCAGGAGGCUCGAUGGCAUCCUCACCCCCCAAUAUUUCUCUAAUUGUUCCCCAGAAUCUUGCCAGGUCCUCUUCCAUCUGGUGCUCGGAGCUGUUCUGGACAUGGGACAUUCACCAUUGCAUACCACCACUUCCUGCGACUUCUGGUCGUCAUCGACUGUCCCAUCAAAUCUCCUCAGCCCCGAGUACCAGCAGAGUCCAACACUAUGGCUGUCCACCAAGAACCAACUGGUCCGCAUGGUCGCCCAAGAUCUUGUUUUCUUGGGAUCCAGCAAAUUGGGAAUCAAACUCGAGGGAACAACGGAUCUAGAGAAGCUCAUUAUCGGCACGGCGAUCAGCAGGUGGAACGAGAUGGAAUCGCGCAUCUGGGCUGAUAGCAUCACCGAGAAGGCCGCAACAGGGCAAGAACCACAAUCACGAACAUUGUCACCAACCUCCGCAAGCAAGUCCCCCAGCUGCGAAAGGGAAAGACAACACUCUUCUUCACCAACCAACAACGACAAUAACCUAGACCGAAACCCACCUUACUGGGAAGAUCCACCACCCACUCCUCCUCCGCCCACCGUUGAGCCGACGCUCAUUCCCGUGAUGCCCCCAUAUCAUCAGCAUCUUACCGCACCUCACACCCAAUUCCAGAGCCAAUUCCAAACAGCAGCAGCGCGCCUCUCGUUUUGGUCGGAGAACCCAGCCUCGUACUUGGAAAUGACGGAUGAGCCCGAGAGUUAUUACCUGGCUACUGCGAACCAGCAUAAUAAGAGGGGGAGAGCGGAACCACCACCGACAGCGAUGCCAACGACGACGACGGGGAUACCGAGGUCAACGACUGAUCCGGUUCCUUUGAGGAGUACGAUCGAGGAUUUUGGUUCAUGGCGAAAAGUCAAAAGGCGAACGAUGUGGGUGGUACGGACGAUUGACGCAGGUGAUCAAGGACAAAUAAGCAUUCAUGCUCGGUUACGAGGGAGGGAAGUCAAUGAUUUUGGGGUGUUUGUGUAAGAGAUAGAGGAGGAAAAAAGAAGGGGAAGAGGAGAAAGGGAAAAGUUGAUGGA